Diatraea saccharalis (sugarcane borer) is the source of this 468-nucleotide messenger RNA. Lineage: Eukaryota; Metazoa; Arthropoda; Insecta; Lepidoptera; Crambidae. The record is from the annotation of a GenBank genome assembly.
AGAUGAAAUGUAUAUUGGGAUAUCUAAAAAACCAGGGGCCCUCAUCUUUUUCUGCUUUAUAUUUUCAAUCAGUAUAAACUCUAGGUCAUUAGCUGUAGGAGAUUUACAAUGUGAGUUUUCCCACAGGAGAUGAUUCUAGACGGAUGGAGCGUCAUCAAGACUUUGUGCACUCUACCCGCUAACUGGCUUGUCUCACGGACGCAUAGUCACGCUUUGCUGCCGACACUGGUGGCGUUGUCAGCUAGACCGGAGGCAGCCGCUGCUAUAGCGGCAGAGCUAAGCAUGGAGAUGUUGGAUGAAUUUAUGGAGAUUCCUGAAGCUCAGAAGCUGAAGUUGGUGCAAGUUAUCAAACAAGGGCGCGCCAAGAAGACCUCGAAGAAGUGAGUACCUACAACCAACGGAGUAGUAAGCACUUUGUUACUUAUAACAUGACAAUGCAACAUGACGAUGUGCAACUAUAUUAUGCCA